Molecule: messenger RNA, 990 nt
Organism: Adineta steineri
Lineage: Eukaryota; Metazoa; Rotifera; Eurotatoria; Adinetida; Adinetidae
Source: the annotation of a GenBank genome assembly
AUGAGUACACUUGUACUAACUCCUUCACAAUCUACAAAUUUAAUUCAUCCUCAUCAACGAGCACAACAGCAACAACAAACGAAUAAAACAAAUUCUUCUGUUGUCGAUCCACUACGUGCUCGAUAUUUAAUAGCACAUAAACUUGCCUCAGGUGGUUUUGGCGAUGUUUAUGCAGGUGUACGAAAAAAAGAUGGUAUGCCAGUUGCUCUUAAAGUCGUUCCAAAAAAACGAAUGCGUGAAAUAAACACACCUGAUGGAAGAUUACCACUUGAAGUUGUUUUAUUACGUCGUGUAGCUAAAGUUAAAAAUGUUAUACACAUGCUUGAUUAUUUUAUUCAUAAUGAUCAACUUGUUAUCGUACUUGAAAGACCUGAACAUUGUUGUGAUUUAUAUGAUUUUAUAUCUGAACGUUCAAAUGGUAUCGAUGAACGAUUAGCAAGAGAUUUUCUUAAACAAAUUAUUAUUAUUCUUAAAGAUAUCCAUCAAUGUGGAGUACUUCAUCGAGAUAUAAAGGAUGAAAAUUUUCUUGUUGAUACACGUACAGGACAAAUUUAUUUAAUUGAUUUUGGUUCUGGUGCUUUAUUAAAUGAUGGAAUUUAUACAGAUUUUGAAGGUACAGCAUGUUAUGCACCACCUGAAUGGGUAACAUGUCGUCGAUAUUUUGGUUUACCUCAAACUGUAUGGUCAUUAGGAAUUCUACUAUAUGAUUUAGUUUGUGGCGAUAUUCCAUUUCUUGAUGAUUUAUCAAUUAUUAAAUGUCAACCUCAUUUUCCAAGUCAUAUUUCUUCAGAUUGUAUACAAUUGAUAGAACAAUGUUUAUCUAUACGUUCUUCAGAAAGACCAACACUUGAUCAAUGUUUAAAUUCUGAAUGGUUUAAAUAUCCAUCAUCAAGAGAUUUAUGUUUAUCAUUAGUAUCACGAAAACGUGGUGGACAUAAUUCUUCAUCAUCAAAACCAACAAGUUCUUCAUCACGAGGAAAUUCAUUGUAA